CAAGAAUUCCGCAAGCAGUACUGACUUACUGACCAACCGGCCGAAGUCCGCGCAGGGAGGUGGUGCGGCAACAACAGCUGCAGGCCUGUCUCCUCGCGCCCCCUGGCGUCCGAGCACGAACACUAAGAACGCAGCGAAUAAUAAUUCUGGCGUAAGCAAAAGCGAGAACACGAAAAUGAAAUUGCGCGUUUCGCGGAGGGACCCGCGGACCCUGCACGUCGAGGAGGUGUUGCGGUCGCGGCCAACGGAAUGGGUGACUGGACCACGUGGGCCCCGGGAAUCCGCUAGGGUGAUCCAGGAACGGAUUCUGAAAGAAUUGAAAAGGGAGCAGAAACGGCACCGCGGGAAGAAGAGCCAUUUGUUCGGGCCAGGGCUGGAUCAGGUUUUGGCGUUACUCACCCCGAACCGGAGCUCCGCAAAUUUAGGGACGGCGAGCAGUACUACUGGUGGACAGGAGAAGAGCCCGGCGGUGUCGUCCUCCCCUGGAGGUGGAGCUGCAACAGUCGAGCAUAUUACAGGAUCCUCGAGCAGGCUGAGCGCACCGGGGUACCACCGAACGAACGCGUCAAAUAGUGCGGCGACGUUAAAAUUCUCGCCGAAGACGUUGCAGGUGCAGACCUCGAUGAGUAGUUUCUUGAAACGAAAAGAGGAAACAGCGUCUAGUACUGCCGGUGCAGGAGCUGCGCCAUCACUCGUGAAGGCAACAGGAGUUGGUCUGGUUGCGGCCCCUUCAAGUAGCGAGACCGCGGCGAACACAAGUCGUGUGGGAGUUAUUUCUGGUGCACCAGGCGCUGCGUCUUCACUGAGUACAACUACAAGCGUAGUAGUUGCAACUGAGCCGCCUGCAGCUACCUCCCCUUCGCAAGCUGCAAAUAAGGCAGAGCUGCUGCAGUUACUUUCCAGCAAGGACAACAGCUCCAAAGAUCGGUCCGCCAACGGCUCGAAAGCCUCCUCGAGUGGUGUGAGUCACAGUUACCAAGCAAAGAACUCGCCCGCUGGUUCGCCGACCAGCGCGGCGAACAGCAUGCGCCGGAGUCCGCGCGUCAGUGCCAUCAGCACGCAAAACAGCUUCAAGUCGGACGAGCAGCCACCAGUGUUGACGCCGAAGAUGUUCGAAUACGCGAACUUGGAGCUCGGAUUGGACACGACGACCGGGAUGACAUUUAUCAACACAAAAGCCCUUUCCUCUGUAGCUGGGACGACUUCAUCUGCGUCAGGAGCUACAACUACUCUUCCCGCGGUCCAAACGCCGAAAGGCGGGAGCCAGCGACACUCUUUCAAUUCGUCUUGUUCAAAACGGGACAUGAUUGCGCCGACGGUGGUCGCGCCUCCUUUGCUGUUAGAAACGAAAUCUGUCGCGGUGGUGAAGCCCGUAGCGGUGCCUUCAUCUUCGCAGAGAAUCAGUGCGAAGGGAGACGGGGCUGGUGCUGUCGUGGGGAAGAAAACGAUGAACCUUGUCCCUGAAAAUAAUAGUACAACGUCGAGCCCUUGUAAUAAUAUCACCAGCAGCGCAUCCGCGGUCGAGAUUCGUUCCGUGAAUAGCUCCGUCGCGGAAAACAAACUGCUGGGCGUCGAAAGGAACAAACUGGAAAGUAAUCAAACUAGAGACCACUUGAAGAGCAGCGCGAGUGCGACGCUGGCCGAGACCGGCCCGGCGAGCACUAGUCCAGGCGAGCAAGGUUGUAAGCGGUCCGGCGCGGAGCGCAGCCGGCGAGGAAGCGCGAUUAUUGGUAGCUCCCAGCCGCUGUCAACGGGUCCUCGUCGUGGCAGUGUUAAUCUUAAUACCGGGAACAAUAAUAAAGCCAGUUCGGCACAACUAUCAAACCUCGCCCCGGUGGAAAAGGACGAUUCCAUCUUCAUCUACCACAGCCCGUCCGGCGAAAAGUCGGAAGAAAUGCGACUUCUGGAGCAAAUCCCCUCGCGGCGGCCGUCGAGAAUCUUGCCCGAGUUCGAACUAGAAGCAUUGACGGAAAGACGGGAAGAAGCAGAGAACAAGGGAUCAUCUCCCGCUCCUCACAAAGAAGUACUAGGGAACAAUUCUGUGGAGGGAACAUCAAAAGCAUCAGCUUCGAAUGCAGGAGCUCCCGCCGUGCAACAAGCCACAGGUUGUUCACAGAAGUUGCCAUCCCCUGCUGCACCGAAGCCGGUAAGAAUCAAUCCCUUCGAGGCGAAGUUUCAGAAAUUUGAAGCCGACGCGGAGCGGAUUCGGCGUAAGUUGAGCGCUCUGCAGGAUAACGACAAGCAAGAGGAGCCUGAGGAGGAGGAGGACGACGCUUCGGAGGAGCAGUGAUGGCGGGGGAAAAGUGUUUGCAUUUUUGUACGAAAAAGUCUUGUUUCUGCAAAAGGGAGAAUGACUGUUGUGGGUGUGAAGGUGGUAUCUUCUGUGGUAAGUUCUUGUCAUGAUCGCUGUAAAAGCGACGGAAAGAACUGUGGCCACAUUUUUCGCAUUGUACUGAAGAUCGUGCGUCUUACAUGAAUUGAAAACAGAUUUUACAAUAGGUGGAUAUCAUAGGCUCGAGAAUAGUAAAAUCGAAAAUCGUCGCUCUGUGUGG
Messenger RNA from Amoebophrya sp. A120, 2552 nucleotides. Lineage: Eukaryota; Dinophyceae; Syndiniales; Amoebophryaceae. The record is from the annotation of a GenBank genome assembly.